Messenger RNA from Mesorhabditis spiculigera, 711 nucleotides. NCBI's taxonomy places the organism in Eukaryota, Metazoa, Nematoda, Chromadorea, Rhabditida, Rhabditidae. The record is from the annotation of a GenBank genome assembly.
AUGGAUGAGGGCAGCUUGGAGGUGGACACCGGGCAAGUGGCGGCCGCCGUUUUUGUUGUGUUGGUUUGUGCUCUUGGCAUCACGAUAAAUGUUUUUGCAUUUAUGCGGCUGAAGUUUCAGCUGAAAAAGGCGCCCCACUUCACCGUAUUUUGCAGAACCCACAUCGUGGCCGACACCCUUAUUCUGACCUCCUUUCUCUGCCAGCUCCCCUGGCAGCUGGUCUUUCCGGAAAUAUGGCAAGGCGACCUGAUCGGGCAGCUCUUCGGGUUCUUCAACCUGGCGAUGGAGUACUGCAGCUUCAGCACAAGCAUGUUUUUGACCGUCAACCGAGCCGCUGUGCUGCUCCGCGCCACCAGCACCUCGAUCUUCGCGCGUGUACCAGCACUUGUUAUGCUGCUCCCGUCGUUCGUGGUGCUAUGGAUCGCGAGCGGCACGUAUUUGUGGCGUAAGUUGUUGCCGGGUGUACGGAUCGCGUACCCCGCGAAUUAUACAGGUUACCACAAGUCGGAAGCGAAAUGGAACGUCGCGCUCGGGCAGCAGUCGCUGCGACGCCGCAACGAGUUGCGAAUGUUUGCCCAAUCUUCAAUAGCCUCGCUCGGCUUUGUCUAUAUGCUUGUGGCUUUUCACUUUAUCUCCGGGCUCGUCGACCACCGAUUCUGGCGCUUCUUCCAUACGACGUUGACGUGGCAAUUCUCGCAUUCGGUGCAGGGG